AUGGAAGUAUCAGAAGAAGCGGAUUUAUCACAGUUUGACGAUCGAUUCGAAUUUAAUGGACAUUCCUGGAUGGACAAGGGAGGCAGAGGCAAGAAGAAAAGAAACGGAAUUGAAGUAAUCUCAUUGACUUUCAGAUACAAUUAGGAGAAAACUUACCGUUCAGGAGAGACUGGAAACAAAGAGGCCCCGAAUUCUGUUCACAAAGGCAUUUGCCCGUUCGAGAUCGGAGUGAGAAGUGUGCACACUUCUAUUGAUAUGACGCCACUUCUCGAUGUAAGAUUCGAAAAGCAGUAUUUCGUACUGCGAACGUUCUCAUAAUUUCAGAGACAAUUGUCUGGGUCUUGCGCCUUCCGGCUCAACUUUGACUACACGGAUAUUGACGAGCUCAUUCAAAACGGGUCGGCAGAGUUGCAGAAAAUUCUCUUCGGAAUACGCGGACUCAUGAAAUUGGUAUCCAAAAUUUUAAGCAAACUAAAUGUUGCUCGCUUCAGAUGGAACUGGAACAUGAUUGCAAAAUUAAGAGGAAACUGGACAACGACACGGUACAAGCUUGUCUAGAUGUAGAAGCCUCGCCGUAAUCAUUUUUUAUUUCAGAUCAAAUUGAACACGGUGUUCCAAUCAUCCCGAUUCCUCUCUGCAGAUCCCGUUCACGUCGAUAACUUGCGAGCUGAUGGAACCAUUAACGUCAAUGAGUUGUUCGGACAUAUGAAGGACUUUUACGGGUCACUUCGCCACGUCAUUCACGCGGCCGCCAACCAUUGGAUGAAAAAUGCAAACCGGCCCUGCUAAUUUAAUUACAAAAAAUGUGUUUCAGGUUGUCCCUGAUGCGGAGCGCAAGCUGUAUUUUACUAGCAUCAAGCCGCAGGACCCUCAAAAAUUUUUCACAGCUCGACUUCUCAAUGAGCCAAUUUGUUAGCUGUUUUAUCAGUGAAACUAAGAACAAAUGAAUUUUAUAGCUCUUCUGGUGAAGUGUCUCAAGAUCAGUGAUUGCGAUCCGUCGACCGUGGAGGACAACAUCUGUGUUGUUCACGCAUCACAUUGCAAAUUUGUUGUGAGUUCUUUGAUCAAAUGUUCCUAACAAACUGUAUGUUUUUCAGCAACCAUGCUCGUUCUGCUGCAAAAGGGAACAAAAGAAAGCGUGGGGAACAUUUAACACGACUGUCGUCGACCGAUAA
Caenorhabditis sp. 36 PRJEB53466 is the source of this 1175-nucleotide messenger RNA. The record is from the annotation of a GenBank genome assembly. Lineage: Eukaryota; Metazoa; Nematoda; Chromadorea; Rhabditida; Rhabditidae.